GCGCCUUUCCUCCUUCCCUCCCCCCGCUUCCCUCCCUGCUCCUCCUCCUCCUCCCGCUCCUGCUCUCUCGGGCUUCGGCUCCGGUGCCGGCGCCGGCUCCUCCCGGCCGCCCGGGGCCAAGGCGACAAGAGGUUGUAAAAAUCCAUGUGGGACGGCCCCGGGGCGAGCAUCGGAAAGACCUCUGAUUGGAUGCAUUUUCUGGUACAGACUAUGAAAAGAAUGCAGUGAAAAUUCUGGCCAACAGUGGAAAUAUUGGCUUAAUCUCCAACUUAGUAUAGCAUUCCUUCUUUUCUGUAGCACCUCAUAAUAGAAGAAAAAUGUAUGGAAGUGCAAGAACAAUCACCAAUCUGGAAGGUAGUCCUUCCAGAUCUCCUCGUUUGCCAAGGUCUCCUCGUUUGGGCCACCGAAGAACAAGUAGUGGGGGAGGUGGAGGAACAGGCAAGACUCUGUCCAUGGAGAAUAUCCAGUCCCUUAAUGCAGCCUAUGCUACAUCUGGACCCAUGUAUCUGAGUGAUCAUGAGGGGGUGGCUUCAACAACUUACCCAAAGGGCACCAUGACUCUGGGAAGGGCCACAAAUCGAGCUGUAUAUGGAGGCCGAGUCACAGCUAUGGGGAGUAGUCCCAAUAUUGCCUCUGCUGGACUUUCCCACACAGAUGUCCUUUCAUACACGGAUCAACAUGGCGGUCUGACCAGCUCAUCCCAUCAUCACCACCACCAGGUCCCCUCCAUGUUGAGGCAGGUAAGGGAUAGCACAAUGUUAGACCUUCAAGCCCAGCUCAAGGAACUUCAGAGAGAGAAUGACCUCCUCCGGAAAGAGCUAGACAUCAAGGACAGCAAGUUGGGGUCUUCCAUGAACAGUAUUAAGACUUUCUGGAGUCCAGAGCUCAAGAAGGAGAGAGUCUUGAGGAAAGAAGAGGCAGCCCGGAUGUCUGUCCUCAAGGAGCAGAUGAGGGUUUCCCAUGAAGAAAAUCAGCACCUGCAGUUGACAAUCCAGGCCCUUCAGGAUGAGCUGCGAACCCAGAGGGACCUCAACCACCUCCUGCAGCAAGAGAGUGGCAACCGAGGAGCAGAGCACUUUACCAUCGAACUGACGGAGGAGAACUUCCGGCGGCUCCAAGCUGAGCAUGACAGACAGGCUAAGGAACUGUUCCUCUUGAGGAAGACCUUGGAGGAAAUGGAGCUGAGGAUUGAAACACAGAAACAGACACUCAAUGCCCGAGAUGAGUCGAUUAAAAAGCUUCUUGAGAUGUUGCAAAGUAAAGGUUUGCCGUCCAAAAGUCUUGAGGAUGACAAUGAACGGACACGUAGGAUGGCAGAGGCUGAGUCUCAAGUCAGCCACUUGGAAGUGAUUUUAGACCAGAAGGAGAAGGAAAACAUACAUCUUAGAGAGGAAUUACACCGAAGAAGCCAACUUCAGCCAGAGCCAGCCAAGACGAAGGCUCUCCAGACUGUCAUUGAAAUGAAGGACACAAAAAUCGCUUCAUUGGAGCGAAACAUAAGGGAUCUUGAGGAUGAGAUCCAGAUGUUAAAAGCCAAUGGUGUACUGAACACUGAGGACCGCGAAGAAGAGAUAAAACAAAUAGAGGUUUACAAAAGUCACUCCAAGUUCAUGAAAACCAAGAUUGAUCAGCUGAAGCAGGAGCUUUCAAAGAAGGAGUCAGAACUUCUUGCCUUACAAACAAAGCUUGAAACUCUUAGCAAUCAGAAUUCAGAUUGCAAGCAACACAUUGAAGUGCUUAAAGAGUCGCUUACUGCCAAAGAACAGAGGGCUGCCAUCCUUCAGACUGAGGUAGAUGCACUGAGAUUACGACUAGAAGAGAAAGAAUCUUUUCUCAAUAAAAAAACAAAACAGCUGCAGGACCUCACAGAAGAGAAGGGGACACUGGCUGGAGAGAUUCGAGACAUGAAGGAUAUGUUAGAGGUGAAGGAAAGGAAAAUCAAUGUUCUUCAGAAAAAGAUUGAAAACUUGCAAGAACAACUUAAGGAUAAAGACAAGCAACUGACCAACCUGAAAGACAGAGUGAAGUCCUUGCAGACUGAUUCUAGUAAUACUGAUACUGCACUGGCGACGCUUGAGGAGGCUUUGUCAGAGAAGGAAAGAAUAAUUGAGCGUUUGAAAGAACAGCGGGAGAGAGAUGAUCGGGAAAGACUUGAAGAGAUAGAAUCAUUCCGAAAAGAGAAUAAAGACCUGAAAGAGAAGGUCAACGCUUUACAAGCUGAACUGACUGAAAAAGAGUCUAGUUUAAUUGACCUCAAGGAACAUGCAUCUUCAUUAGCCUCAGCGGGGCUGAAAAGGGACUCCAAAUUAAAAUCUCUAGAAAUAGCCAUUGAACAAAAGAAAGAAGAAUGUAACAAAUUGGAAGCACAGUUAAAAAAGGCUCAUAAUAUUGAAGAUGACUCCAGGAUGAACCCAGAAUUUGCAGACCGAAUAAAACAGCUUGAUAAAGAGGCAUCUUAUUACCGUGAUGAGUGUGGCAAGGCCCAAGCAGAAGUCGACCGGUUGCUGGAGAUCCUCAAGGAGGUGGAGAAUGAAAAGAAUGACAAGGACAAGAAAAUUGCAGAACUUGAGAGGCAUAUGAAGGAUCAGAAUAAGAAGGUGGCUAACCUCAAGCACAAUCAACAGUUGGAAAAAAAGAAGAAUGCCCAGUUACUGGAAGAAGUCCGCAGGCGAGAGGAUAGCAUGGCUGACAACUCUCAGCAUUUGCAGAUAGAGGAACUGAUGAAUGCACUGGAGAAGACCAGACAGGAACUGGACGCCACCAAGGCUCGCCUUGCCUCCACGCAGCAGUCUCUGGCUGAAAAAGAAGCACACUUGGCCAACCUCCGGAUAGAGAGGAGAAAACAGCUGGAGGAGAUCCUGGAGAUGAAACAGGAAGCACUGCUUGCAGCAAUCAGUGAAAAAGAUGCAAACAUUGCCUUGCUGGAACUGUCUGCCUCCAAAAAGAAAAAGACACAGGAAGAAGUGAUGGCCCUCAAGAGGGAAAAAGAUCGACUUGUGCAUCAGUUAAAGCAGCAGGUUUAUAGACCUAGGAAACAGCCCCCGAGCUCGAAUAUACCAUGCACUUGUGAUGCUGGCUACAGCCCAGAUAUUACGGCCAAGUACCACGGGUCCAGCUACGAUGCAUACAUGAUCCAAAGGUCUCAGACCCAGAACAGAAUGAAGCUGAUGGCGGACAACUAUGAUGAGGACCACCACCACUACCACCACCACCACCAUCACCACCACCACCGAUCUCCUGGGAGGUCGCAACAUUCCAAUCACAGGCCCUCUCCUGACCAGCUAUCAGAAGGGCUGACUAAAGGGGAAAUGCAGCUCUGCAGCAAUAUUCUGAUAAUCUAUUGCAGUGCAGCUCACAUCACUGUCCAUCACCACCUGGGAACGCUCAUCAGGACCGAAGAGGAGUUUUCACUUUCAUUACUGAGCACAGUUCUGUUCAACUUGGUAUUUCCUUCAUCAUCUCAUGUCCUUUCUCAUGGAUUCAGACAUGUUGGAAAGGAGAAUGCAGAGGAGGAAAACAUGGCAGAUGGGGAAACUGAGGCCCAGUCAGAAGCAACUGAUCCAAGCGUACACGACAAGGAGAAAGAGGCCGGAGAGCUUACACACCUCACCCAGCGUCCCCCAGAUGGUGCGUGGUGGAGCCAGGCUUCGCACCCAGGGCUCAGCAAGCCCUCUGCUUCAGGGCCCAGGUCAGGUGUGGGGGCGCAUAUGGGGCUGAAAUUCAGAUCCUACUGGCACCCACCCCGCAGUGCUUCCAUAUCGCACGUUUGGUCUCCACCACGACUAUCCAGCUCACAGAGGCUUGAAGGAAUUGGUUGCGUCGUCAGCGCCACUGUUGGCCCAUGUGAUGAGAGAAUGGCAGUGGGGCCCAAAGGAAGUCCAGCCACGUGUGAAAGGAGAGCUGAGACAAAGGAGCUCAUCCAGAAUCCACAUUAUGUUUGGUUGUCAUGUCCCUGUCGGCUCCACUUGACUUGUCACCUACUGUCAAAAGUAUCCAGCUGAAAAGAGUAAAAGGCAUUUGACUGAAGAAUGAUAAUACGGGCAAAUUGGAUUCCAGAUUUUGAACAACUCCGAGGUUUUCUAUCUUGAAAGUGAGAAGAAUAAUAACAACCAACUACCUAUCUCAUCCGGGUAUUGAGUGGAUUAAUGGGGUCAUGUUUGUAAGGUCCUGGACAAUUCUCAAGAGAGAAAGUUCUACCACUUUUCCGUUUCUGCCUGUGCUGAUCUAGCCCAAUCUCCUGACUUUCUGGAGCCGAUAACUGCACAGUAGCUCUGAACGGCUGACAUUCACUGAGAAGGAACUACAUGCCAAGCAUUGCACUAAACACGGUGAAUACAUUUUCUCCUUUAAUUGUCACAACAGCCCAGUGAGAACUCUGAACUGCAAGUGCUAAAGCCCAGUUCAAACUGAUUUCACAGAAGAAAGGUAAGGAGGUUAAGGUGGCCCUCAGGCAUGGCUGGAUCCAAGGGCUUCAACAAGGUCAGAAGGCCAGUGUCCCAUUUUUGUUCUCCAUUUCUGGGUUCUGCUUACUUCUAUAUUGCCUUCAUUUUCAACACUCGUUAUGUCAUGGGAUGCUUCCCAACCCCUUACCCAGAAACCACAUUUAUAGCCAACCAGGGCUCUUGAUCUGCAGGAUUCAUCUUUAGCCUGGCUAUGUGCCCUGGGGCAAGUUGCUUCACUACUCCAGACUUAAGUUCCCCUUCUGUAGCAUCAGGAUAAUAACAGCCUUCAGGUCAGGGUCCAUAUUAUGUACAUAAAAUGCUUAGCACAGAGCUGAGUGAGUGUUUUAAGACAGAAGUGGGGGGAAAUUCUAUUUUCUAUGAGGUAGGUAGUCACGAUGGUAGAAAAGAGACUGUUUACAAGUUCUCCCAACCUCAAACCAGUCUCAUUCGACAGAGGACAGUGUGCAUCUGUUCUCUGAGCCUCCUGUAAGACUUCAGUGCUUGGGAGCCCUGGCAAUGACAUGGAUGUAGAGGGUUUGUCUUCUGAUGGUGACCCAUUGAGUCAGAGUAAACCCCUCUCUCUUGCUGGACCCCCUUGUGACUCGUAGCCUGGCCAGCCAGCACGAGGAGGGAUCCCCAAUGUUGAACUUGGUCCUUAAGAGGUCACAGACCCAGCGCCCUCACCCAAGCAGCAGUAACAACCAGGAUAUGUUUACAAACACAUUUGGGGGGCUUCCCUCUCAGCCAUACGUUUGAGAUUUUAUUCUAGAGCCUGUUCGGGUCUAGUGCUUAGUGUAAGUGCUCAGUAAUUACCUGUUUUCUAAAAUGAACAAACCAACAUGAUAACAUGACCUGGCACAUAGAAUACUUAUGUGAUGAAUGUAUGAAUGAAUGAAUGCGUCAUAAAGCUUGUUAAAUGAAUAGUUGAUGAUCUACAGUAGAUGAGCCAUAAAUAUUGGCUGAAUGAGCAAAGAAUGAAUGAAUGAAUGAAUGAAUGAAUGGCCUGUCAGUCAUGUCCACGGCUACUACUUUCCAUAUGUGUUAAGCUGAUCUUUGAUUUAUUUUCUGUAGCUGUAAUUCAGUCCCAACAAACUGACCCUCUAAAUUUAUGACUUGUUUUUAUUUCCUGUUGUUGAAUUUUGAAAUAGAUGAUGCCGUCACAUGGAUUGAAUUCCGUUUUCAAAUAGAAAGAGGUAUAUUCAAACAUCCUUGAAUUGAGCAUGCAGAAUGAGGGAGGCAUGGUGCUUACGUACCCACUAAUCUCUGUUAUGACAUGUCUGCAUGACUGAGAGUAUCAUGCUCCUGGGUUGAGGAAAGGAGGGUUGUCCACAAAUGACACAUGAGUGGAGCCAUCAUGUUCCUGUAUAUACUCGGUAGAUAUAUGUACGGGCUGGAAUAGGUAAAUGUAAUCCUUUGCCAUUAUUCAUUUCACUUUCCUGAAUUCUGUGCUAUUUCCAAGGAGUAACUGCUUUUCUUCUGGGUUAAGUAGAAAUCUUUGCUUAAGUCAAAACCACUUACUUUAAAUACAUUCAGAGACACCGGGAUCUUUUGCCCUAGGAGUGUUUCUCAUGUUUUUCAAAGUCAGUGAAUUGUCACUUGACCUUAAUGGACACUUAUAGAUCACUGAAUUAAGGAUUAAACUAAGUGGAGAAAAGAAGCUUUUAUCCAAAAUUCUCUGAUUUAUUGAGACAGAUUUGGGAAGUCAUAACAGUGUCACUUAAUUGAGCAUUGAUGAUUAUAGUGCCAAUGUAUACAAAAUUAAAAGGACUUGGGAUUUAAUUCUGCUGUGUGGAAUUAUUUGUGGUCCCUUUUAAGGAGGUCGAGAAUAUUUGCACAGAAGAGAAAAAUCUUGUGAGAGCCACUCCAGUUAAAAUUCAGUAAGAUGUGUAAUUGCUAUUGUAAGUCAGAAUGUUCUUGAAAAGUUAAAAAAAAAUGCCUCAGCUUCCUAGAUAUUUUGUGCACAGGUUGGUAUCAGGAAUUCCAAAUAAGUGACUAAAUGGUGAAAUGCUGUCCCUUUCAUUUAGAUACGUUACUAUGAUGUAUCUCUCUUGCUGAAAAAUUUUCUCCAUCAUUGGUUUGAAGUUAAAAAUUGUGUCACAUAGCUGAAAAUAACAAGAAGAGAUGUUCAUAUUCUUAUGUAGUCGUGAGAUGCCAGGAUGCACUUUUCUUCUUCAGGCAAAAUCCAUUUUUAACACUCAUCCUCCAGGUAGGCUUUCCAGGUGGUCAUGAAAGGAAACUUGUUCAUUGCUUCUUAUCUGGAAAGGAUAGAUUUGAUCUAUAUUGGAAUCUUCUUAGAGCCGAAUCUGCACAUUAUCCAGCCCCUUUCUAAUGAGAUUGUGUUCUUCUGCCAACCAGUUUCACUGCAUACCUAAGUUGGAAAAUUUUAAAACAUAUUACACUUUUCUAGAUUUUUCUUCCAGAGAAAGGAACUUAGCUGAAGAAUUUGAAAACCUUCUCUUACAUACCCAGAAGUUUGGCCGGGUAAUGGGUCGUUUGGGAACAAAAGUAAUUACCGAGUGUAGGCAAAUCAGAUUUGCAAAUCCUAAUACACAGAUUUAGGCACAUGAUAUUGAAAUUUGUGACCAGUAAAUAAAUAAGACAAAAUAAAAGUCCAGCAUUUUCUCCUGUCUCUCAGGAGAGACUAAUAAAUGGACUUGGGUUCCCCUGCAAAUAGUUAACCUAUGUUCUCCUAGGGUUCAGCAUCUAGAGGCCCAGUGGCCCACAUACAAUAUGGAAUGGGCAACAAGACUGACCAUGCCAGCUGCCUUUUAAAAGAAAACGCCAGUUAAGAAAAAAAUCGCCUUUCUGAAGAAAUAGUACGGCAAAAGGGGGAGUAAUGGAACACCAUCUUCCUUCAGAAGAAAACUAUUUCUCUUAUCAGACUCCUUCCACUUAAGGGAUAACACAGGAGGAGCACCAGGCUGAGCCCUUCUCAGAGAACAGGGAAUUCAGAGGACAUUGUCCAGACAAGGUCAGAACUCAAGAUCCAUCAAACUGAACUGGACUUGAAUCAGACUUUCCUGGUGUGGCUUACUCUGGUGGUUUUUGUGUUUGGGGCUUAGUGGAGUGAAUCAGAAGCUUUCAGGA
Molecule: messenger RNA, 7529 nt
Organism: Mesoplodon densirostris (Blainville's beaked whale)
Lineage: Eukaryota; Metazoa; Chordata; Mammalia; Artiodactyla; Ziphiidae
Gene: ERC2
Product: ELKS/RAB6-interacting/CAST family member 2
Exons: 26
Coding region: 318-4001 (1227 amino acids)
Biological process (GO): neuromuscular synaptic transmission; maintenance of presynaptic active zone structure; regulation of synaptic plasticity
Cellular component (GO): cytoskeleton of presynaptic active zone
Molecular function (GO): structural constituent of presynaptic active zone
Source: RefSeq, a predicted model, not a curated record